Molecule: messenger RNA, 1168 nt
Organism: Condylura cristata (star-nosed mole)
Lineage: Eukaryota; Metazoa; Chordata; Mammalia; Eulipotyphla; Talpidae
Gene: WDR53
Product: WD repeat domain 53
Exons: 3
Coding region: 81-1139 (352 amino acids)
Molecular function (GO): protein binding
Source: RefSeq, a predicted model, not a curated record
UGGUGAGGUCAUUACGCGGCGCGGAGUUGGGGGAGCGGGAAGCGCAGGGAAGCGGCUGGCGUCGAGUCUUCUGAGCCAUUAUGGCAGUCAAGUGGACUGGUGGACAUUCUACUCCUAUUCUCUGCCUGAAUGCAAGUCGAGAAGGGCUAGUGGCUUCUGGAGCAGAAGGUGGAGACCUGCACCUCUGGGGUGAAGAUGGGACUCCAUUGGGACACACACGCUUCCAAGGGGCUGAUGAUGUUACCAGUGUCUUAUUCUCUCCUUCCUGCCCCAACAAGAUCUAUGCUUCCCAUGGGGAAACCAUUAGCAUACUGGAUGUCAGGUCUCUCAAAGGUUCCCUGGAUUGUUUUCAUGUGAAUGAGGAAGAAGUCAAUUGUCUUUCAUUGAAUGAAACUGAAAAUCUACUGGCUUCUGCUGAUGACUCUGGGGCAAUCAAAAUCCUAGACUUGGAAAAUAAGAAAGUUAGCAGAUCCCUGAAGAGACAUUCUAAUAUCUGUUCAUCUGUAGCUUUUCGGCCUCAGAGGCCUCAGAGCCUGGUAUCAUGUGGACUGGAUAUGCAGGUGAUGCUUUGGAACCUUCAGAAAGCCCGGCCACUGUGGAUUACAAAUUUACAGGAAGAUGAAACAGAAGAAAUGGAAAGCCCAAAAUCACCUGGUCAACUUUUAAACCCUGCUUUAGCUCACUCUGUGUCUGUAGCAUCUUGUGGCAAUAUUUUUAGUUGUGGUGCAGAAGAUGGUAAGGUUCGGGUCUUUAGGGUAAUAGGAGUCAAAUGUGAACAGGAACUAGGAUUUAGGGGCCACACUUUGGGAGUAUCCCAGGUCUACUUUCUGCCAGAAUCCUAUUUGCUGCUUACUGGAGGGAAUGAUGGAAAGAUAAUGGUGUGGGAUAUAACCAAUGAAGUUGAGAAAAAACGGAAAAGUCCUACAAAACAUACUCAAAGGAGGAAAACCAAAAGGCAAGGUGGAAAACCUAAUGCUUCAGGAACAGAUGAAGAAUGUGGCAAAAUUAUACCAAAGCUAAGUAUUGAACAUGGAGAAAAAGUGAACUGGCUCUUGGGUACAAAAAUAAAAGGACACCAAAAUAUAUUAGUAGCCGAUCAAACCAGUUGUAUAUCUGUAUAUCUCUUAAAUGAAUUUUAAAUCCAAUAAAAACAUUUGAAAAACUGCAA